UGCCGUCGUGGACAGAGACGACGUAACCUUAUGUCUAACGUAAACAUUAAUAUUAAGUCGAUUUUCAUUCUAUAUUUUGUAAAACUUCAAGAUUCCAAUUAAUAAACAGCCAUGUCAUUGCGGGAGAAACAGACUGGGGCUUUGAAGCGAAUGCUGAAUUUCAAUGUUACUCCUACUAAAGCAGCAGUGAUGGAACCUACAUGGAAGGUUCUAAUAUAUGACAGAUGUGGUCAAGACAUUAUUUCACCUCUCUUAUCUGUAAAAGAACUGCGUGAGAUGGGAGUGACUCUACAUCUACUUCUUCACAGUGAUAGAGAUCAAAUACCAGAUGUACCAGCUAUUUAUUUUGUCCUUCCAACCUUAGAAAAUGUUACAAGGAUUUCUCAGGACUUUCAAAACCAGCUGUAUGACCACUUUUAUCUCAAUUUUAUCUCACCAAUAUCCAGACACAAACUAGAAGACCUUGCUAGUGCUGCUUUACAAGCCAGCUGUGUUUCAUCUGUAGAGAAAGUAUUUGACCAACACCUAAACUUCAUCACUUUAGAAGAUGAUCUUUUUGUUCUCAAACAUCAAGACAAAGAUAGCAUAUCAUAUUAUGCAAUCAAUAAAGGAGAUGUAAAAGACACAGAAAUGGAAGCUAUUAUGGAUAACAUUGUAGACUGCCUCUUUUCAGUAUUUGCUACUUUAGGUGCUGUACCAAUUAUACGAAGUCCAAGGGGGAAUGCAGCAGAAAUGGUAGCUGAGAAACUAGACAAAAAAUUAAGAGAAAACAUUAGAGAUUCAAGAAACAGUUUGUUUACAUCUGAUGCAUUGUCAGGACAGUUUAGUUUUCAACGUCCACUCCUAGUUGUUUUAGACAGAAAUCUAGACAUGGCUACUCCUUUACAUCACACGUGGACAUACCAGGCUCUUGCCCAUGAUGUUUUGAAACUAGAAUUAAAUCAGGUGACUAUAGAAGAGACAGAAGAAAAACCUGGUCAUGUUGGGGCAAAGCCAAGGAAGAAGAUAAAGUGUUUUGACCUAAAUCCAUUGGAUAGGUUUUGGGAACAACAUAAAGGAAGUCCUUUUCCAUCAGUUGCAGAAGCUGUACAGGAAGAGCUAGAAUCUUAUAGAGCCUCAGAAGAAGAAGUUAAAAGAUUAAAAACAGUGAUGGGGUUAGAAGGUGAUACUGAUGAAGCCAUAAGUAUGAUCUCUGACAACACAGCAAAACUUACAUCAGCAGUCAGUUCCCUGCCUGAACUGUUGGAAAAGAAAAGAUUAAUUGAUCUUCAUACAACAAUAGCAACUGCUAUUUUAGAUCAUAUUAAGAGUAGAAAAUUGGACAUCUACUUUGAAGUUGAAGAAAAGAUUAUGAGCAAAUCCUCCUUGGAAAGGUCUUUAAUGGAUAUGAUAAACAAUUCAGAAGCUGGUACACCUGAUGAUAAAAUGAGACUGUUUCUAAUCUUCUUUCUUUGUGGACCACAAAUGACUGAUGCAGAGGUUGAUCAGUAUGCCACAGCUCUGAAAGAUGCAGGGUGUGACUUGGGACCACUACAGUAUAUGAGACGAUGGAAAGCAUACCAUAAGAUGGUCUUAAACACAAGUCAGUAUGCUGGCGGAGGAACUAGAACUGUUAACAUGUUUUCUAAACUAUUGUCCCAAGGCUCCCAGUUUGUAAUGGAAGGAGUGAAAAACAUUGCUUUGAAAAAACAUAACCUUCCUAUUACAAGAGUUGUGGAUUCAUUGAUGGAAAUGAAAUCUUUACAAGAGACUGAUGAUUAUCGGUAUUUUGAUCCCAAACUUCUCAGGGUAACUGAUAGUUCUACAAUUCCAAGGGAUAGGAAGUUUCAAGAGGCUAUUGUAUUUGUUGUUGGAGGUGGAAAUUAUAUUGAAUAUCAAAACCUCAUUGACUACACAAAGAGCAAACCUGGAACCCCAAACAAAAGCAUAGUUUAUGGAUGUUCGGACUUGAUGAAUUCUACAUUGUUCCUUAAACAACUCUCAAUUUUAGGAAAUGAAAUGACUUGAAUGGAAGUUGAAUUAGAAUCAUUUUUUAUCAUCUCGUGUAUUAAAGGAUUUGCAUUUUUGAAGACUGAAUAAUUAAAUUUUGUGUUUGAAAUAUAUUGAAAAGUAUCAUUUUAAUUUGUAAGAAAUAUUAAAAUAGUUAUGUGUAAAAGAACUUUCAGCAUAAAAACAUUUGUGCUCAUUAUUAAAUGAUAUUAUUGAGUUAGAGAUGCAUUUUUCAUUAAAAAAUGUUAAAACUUAGUGAAACAGUAUUCUCAUCUGCUAAAUCAAGGUAACUGUAAUUGAAAGAUGAAAAUAUUUUAUCAUUAAUAAAAAUGUAUUUGUUCUUCA
This is a messenger RNA of Limulus polyphemus (Atlantic horseshoe crab), 2334 nucleotides long. It is a transcript of the gene Slh, whose product is annotated as sec1 family domain-containing protein 1-like. Lineage: Eukaryota; Metazoa; Arthropoda; Merostomata; Xiphosura; Limulidae. The coding region runs from base 112 to 2007 and encodes 631 amino acids. Gene Ontology annotation, molecular function: syntaxin binding. Gene Ontology annotation, biological process: endoplasmic reticulum to Golgi vesicle-mediated transport; intracellular protein transport. Gene Ontology annotation, cellular component: Golgi membrane; cytosol. The record is from RefSeq and is a predicted model, not a curated record. The transcript is spliced from 25 exons.